AUGGAACAUGACCGAAUUUCGACAAGCAGUUCUAGAGCCCAAGAAGUAUCACAGAAACGUCAAAGAAGAUUAGAAGAGGAUCGUGUCUCAACUAGCAGUGCUAGGGCCCAAAAAACAUCUGAAGAACGCGGAAGAAGAGUAGAAAAUAAUCGUGUCUCAACCAAAAAUGCAAGGAUCCGAGAAACAUCCCAGGUACGUCGAAGAAGGCUAGAAGAAAAUAGUGCUUCAACAUCCCAAGCUCGAUUGCAUUUGUGGCAAGACAAGGAAAACUCUGCAUUUAUGUACAACCCAUCUUUAUGUUAUGCAUCAGAUCCAUUGAUAAAAAUUGGUGGAAUGGCAACAGAAUGCAUUUUUUGCCAGGCAUUAAAAUGGAAAGGUGAAACACCAAGUAUGUGUUGCAGCAAUGGAAUAAUUAAGCUCUGUGAACUUCAAACACCUCCUGAACCUCUACUGGCAUUGUUAACAGAUUCUUCAAUUGAAACAGUACAUUUUCAGAGUAACAUCAGAAGAUACAAUUCAUGCUUUCAGAUGACAUCAUUUGGAUCUGGGAGCGAAAUCCGGGAACAAGGCUUUAUGCCUACUUUCAAAGUUCAGGGACAAGUGUACCACAGAAUAGGAAGCCUACAACCACAAAUAAAUGAUAAGCCAAAUUUUCUUCAAUUAUACUUUGUAGGUGAUCAGGAAAAGCAAUCCGAACAACGUUGCAGGAAUGUUUUGAAAGUAAAACAAGCAUUAGUUUCAAGUUUGCAAGAAAUGUUGCAUGAACACAAUAAUUACGUGAGAAGUUUUAAGUUGGCCAUGGAGAAAAUGACUCCGGAAUUAAAAGUUAUAAUUCAGGCAGAUAAACCACCUGUCGGUCAGCAUGAAAGACGAUUUAAUGCUCCAAAUACGUCGGAGGUGGCAGUUAUUCAUGCAGGUGAUGUAUACAGUAGCAGAGAUAUAGUAUUGGAAUUAAAAAGUAAUGAAAUUAAAAAAAUUGCAGAAACACACCGAGCAUAUGAUGCAUUGCAGUAUCCUUCGAUGUUCUGGCAAGGUGAAGACGGCUACCAUUUUGAACUAAGGCAAGUAAAUCCAACUACUGGCUUCCCGACUUCUAAGAAAAUUUCAGCCAUGGAUUUUUAUGCCUAUCGAAUUAUGUUUCGAGCAGCAAAUUUCAAUAUUAUUUUAAGAUGCAAGGGACUUUUUAAUCAAUUUAUUGUGGACAUGUUCGCAGAAAUUGAAUCUGAGCGACUGAUGUUUGUACGCUUGAACCAGAAGAAACUACGUGUUGAAGAGUAUGUUCAUCUCAAGGAUGCCCUAAACAGAGACGGGAGUGUUCAUGAUAUAGGUAAAAUGGUAAUUUUACCUUCUACAUUUACUGGUGGUCCACGCUACAUGCAUGAGCGAACUCAAGAUGCGAUGACAUAUGUUAGAAAUUACGGGAAGCCUGAUUUGUUUAUUACAUUCACCUGUAAUUCACAGCGGCAGGAGGUUACCAAUGAAUUAAUGCCUAGGCAGAGAAGUCACGAUCGACAUGAUUUGCUAGCAAGAGUUUUCCAUCUUAAACUAAAAGUUCUUAUGAUUCUCAUCAACAAAGGAAAAGUAUUUGACUCUGUUCAAUGUUUUAUGUACACAAUAGAGUGGCAAAAACGCGGUCUCCCACAUGCUCAUAUCUUAAUUUGGCUGCAUGAAAAAAUCCAUGUUCAUAGCAUAGAUAAUGUAAUAAGUGCAGAAAUACCUGAUCCAGAAAUUGAUCCAGUUUUUCAUGAUGUUUUUAAGACACAAAUGAUACAUGGCCCUUGUGGGAUCCUGAAUCAACAGUCUCCUUGCAUGAAAGAUGGAAAAUGUACAAAAAGGUACCCUCGAAAUUUUUUGAAAGAAACACAAACUGGGGAAGAUGGAUAUCCCCUGUAUCGUCGACAGAGUCCAGAGGAUGGCGGUUAUACGACAGUUAAAAAAGUACGGAGUUCUGAUAUUGUUAUGGAUAAUAGAUGGGUAGUUCCUUUUUGUCCAUUGUUGUCAAAAACUUUUAAUGCCCAUAUUAAUGUGGAAUUUUGUAAUUCGAUAAAAUCUAUAAAAUAUGUUUGCAAAUACGUAAACAAAGGAUCUGAUAUGGCUGUAUUUAACAUUGCCAACGACGAAAGUGUGCAUGAUGAAGUACAGCAUUAUGAAAUAGGACGAUACAUCAGUAGCAAUGAGGCAGUGUGGCGUAUUUUGGGUUUCCCUAUACAUGAAAGGCAUCCAACAGUUGUUCAUUUAAGUGUACACUUAGAGAAUGGCCAGCGAGUUUACUUCACAUCAGAAAAUGCACGGGAAAGAGCUCAAGCUCCACCAGCCACAACACUUACUUCUUUUUUUAGCUUAUGUCAAAACGAUGAUUUUGCUCGCACUUUGUUGUAUAAUCAGUUGUCGAAGUACUAUACAUGGUCUGCAAGCAGCAAAAAGUGGGUUCGGCGGAAAUCUGGUCUGAUAGUAUCUGAAGACCCAGGAAUUAAAUCAAGUGAUGCACUUGGUCGCGUCUACACUAUUCAUCCCAACAAUUCCGAAUGUUUUCAUCUUCGACUGCUGCUUCAUGAGGUGCACGAAUCUACAUCUUUCAAUGACUUAAAGACUUUUGGAGAAAUAAAAUGCGAAACAUUUAAGCAGGCUUGCCAGGUAAGAGAACUUCUUGAAGAUGACUCGCAUUGGAAAAGCACGUUAGAUGAAACUGCUGUUGUUCGAUCACCUGAAAUGCUGCGCAAUUUAUUUGCAAUUAUGUUGCAAACAUGUUCUAUUGCAAACCUUCUGGAAUUGUGGAAUUUACAAAGAGAAAAUAUGGCCGAAGAUGUUUUGCAUCAAGCUAGGAUUAGAAGUACUGACAUGGAUUUAAAUUUUGAUGAUGCUAUCUUCAAUCAGGCAUUAAUUCUUCUUGAAAACCAGGUCAAAGAAUUGGGUGGUUCUGGUUUAAAAACUUAUGAACUUCCUUUGCCACAACAAACAGAUACCAUUGACUUAAACAGAGAAAUUUUGAGGCCAAAUCUGGUUCAAGACCAGAAGGAAGCUUUGGAGAAAAUCUUAUUUGCUGUAUUUAAUGACGUCGGUGGAAUAUUUUUUGUGGAUGCACCUGGUGGAACAGGAAAAACUUAUCUCAUAAAUCUGAUUUUAGCAAAAGUGAGACAAAUAAAUAAGAUUGCACUUGCUGUUGCAUCCUCUGGUAUUGCUGAAACUCUUUUGUCUGGUGGACGAACAGCUCAUUCAGUGUUUAAAUUACCUUUAAAUUUAUCAACCGUCAAGCAUUCUACCUGCAAUAUUUCCAGAAGCUCACACAAAGCUGAUGUUCUUAGAAGAUGUUAA
Parasteatoda tepidariorum (common house spider) is the source of this 3312-nucleotide messenger RNA. The record is from RefSeq and is a predicted model, not a curated record. Lineage: Eukaryota; Metazoa; Arthropoda; Arachnida; Araneae; Theridiidae.